GGGGGUUCUAAAAUCAAGGUACUCCCCUUGGACAUGCCCAAUCACUCACUAUGUGACAUCACCCUGCUGCAUGGGCGUUUAGACCAAUCAAAUGGAAGUAAACAGCUCCAAAAGUGAACGUUAUGAUACCCCCGCGAGCCCUCCCCUACCUUUGCCCCUGCACACACCGUGCUCCUGGAAGUUGUCAUGGAGAUAGACCCGUCCCAGGCGUCUGCUCUCGGGAUUGUUGCCAUGGAGAUCCCUACUCGAGGUGAGCUCUCGGCAGUGCAGGAGGACGAGAGCAGCACGCAGCUAGGGUUCGAGAAGCGAAUUCAGGACCUUGGAGAGCAGCGGCGCCAAGGACCCCCUUUCAGCCAAGGGAACUACUACAUGCUUAUAGUGAUAGGAGAGAUAGCGACAGACCACCAGCUGCAACGCGCUAGAGACCACGUUGAGCGGGGGAUUCGCUCCUGGGACAUCAGCCUCAAGUCAUGUGACCUGGACCAGCAGCUGCAGCUAUUUGUGACGCGCCACUCCGCCCAGUUCUCUGCAGAGGUCAGAGGACAAAGGACUCUCCACCACAAGAGUGAUACCCUAGAGACAGUCGUGUUAGUCAACCCCUCAGAGGAUACAGUUGCUUCAGAGAUCCAGUCUCUAGUCACAGACUCAGCAGGACACAAACUCCUGGUCCUGAGUGGGCAGAACUCAGACCACGGUGACCUGCUUCUCCAAAGUGGGGUUUUCACCUAUAAGAGCUUCUCACAAGUCUUUGCGCAUCCUGGGGUCAGUGAUUUGCUGGGCGAAGCAGCCCCCAAGCAGCGGGCCACACUCACUGUGUCCUGCCGAUCGGAGGUGGGUUGGAGCUCCCUGGGUCAGCAGCAGCACUUACGGGAGUUCCUUGAGUACAGACUGAACCCUGAGCCUGUGCUCCCCAAGAUGGAGGGAGUCACAGAGUUCACGGAGUACAUCUCCGAGACGGUGGAUGUGCCUUCUCCCUUUGACCUCCUGGAGCCGCCCACAUCUGGAGGCUUCCUGAAACUGUCCAGGCCCUGUUGUUACAUCUUCCCUGGGGGGAGGGGUGACUCGGCCCUGUUCGCGGUCAAUGGCUUCAACAUCCUAGUGGAUGGAGGCUCUGAACGGAAAUCAUGCUUCUGGAAGCUGGUCAGACACUUGGACCGCAUCGACUCAAUUCUACUCACUCACAUUGGUGCAGACAAUCUGCCAGGCAUCAACGGACUCCUUCAGAGGAAAAUAGCAGAGCAGGAGGAGGAGCAGUCACAAGGCUCAACCACCUACAGUGAUUGGAUGAAAAACCUGAUCUCGCCAGAGCUUGGUGUGAUCUUCUUCAAUGUACCCGAAAAGCUACGUAUGCCAGAAUCAAACCUAAAGGUCAAGCGCAGCAUCGAGGAGGCCUCCCUCACGUUGCAGUACCUCAACAAACUGGGAAUCAAGCCGGAGCCUCUCUGUAGACUGGUCAGCAACACUAUUGAGCCUUUCACUCUUUUUCAUAAGAUGGGGGUGGGCAAGUUAGACAUGUAUGUUCUGAACCCCGUCAAGGACAGUAAGGAGAUGCAGUUUCUCAUGCAGAAGUGGGCUGGUAACAGCAAGGCCAAAACAGGCGUUGUGCUCCCCAAUGGAAAAGAGGGAGAAAUAUCCGUACCUUACCUGACGUCAGUUACAGCAUUAGUCGUGUGGCUUCCUGCCAAUCCUGCCGAAAAGAUUGUCAGAGUGCUGUUCCCUGGAAACGCACCACAAAACAAAGUCCUGGAGGGACUAGAGAAAUUAAAGCACCUUGACUUCUUGCGAUACCCAGUAGCCACACAAAAAGACAUAGCCUCAGGGGCUCCUCCCUCUGUUGUAAAACAGACAAAGUUAAAGCAAAGGACAGACAGCAAAGAAAGUCUGAAAUCAUCUCCCAAGACUACAAAACCCCUUAAGAAAGAAGCAGAUGAUGAGGUAUCGGCAGUCACAGAGGCAAAGAGUGACUCUGUAAAGGAGAACAAGAUAGAGAAAAAGGAGAAGAAACUUAAAGAGAAUGAAAAACCCACAAAAAUAAUAAAAUCCAAGACUGAUGCACCAGAAAAGAAAAAACUAUUGAAGGAGAAAUCCUUGAAAAAACAUUCAAAGGAAAGGGCAUCCAAGAUGGAUGAGAAAAAAGAGAUCAAGAAAGUCAAGAAAGUUGACACAGCUAAAAAAGAAGAGAAAAAAGACCCCAAAGUUGACAAGAAAAAAGAUGCGUCUAAGUCAGAGUUGAGAAAGAUAACAAAACCUGAUUUAAAACCCCUCACACCAGAGGUCAGAAGGACCCUGCACAGGGCAAAAGUGUCAAGUAAACCCAAAACCGACAAAAGCAAAGGCAAAGCGGCCAAGGCAGAGCCGGCUGAACCCAAACCUGAGGAACCAGCAGCAGAGACCAUUCAACCUGAGCCACUACAGAAUGGGGGUGUUGAGGGCAUAUCUGCUUCCUCCACUCCAGAGGAUCUUACCAAGGACUUUGAGGAGUUAAAACAAGAUGAGAUAUCAUCAGAGCCACCAGAGAGUGCAGUGGAGACACCAGCAGAGGAAAGCAUGGCCGAAUCCCCUACCCAGGAGGAGGAGAAAGAACAGGAAACUGUCUCUAAAACUCCACCAGGCACAAAGUCUCCUGAGAAGGGAGUAGCCACAGCAAUGGAAGUUGAAACUGAAUCUCAAAGCAAAGAGGACAAAUUAACACAAGAGCAUAAAGAAGAAUUACAAGCAGAGGAAGUGGAACUAUAUGAGGAUGAGGGAGCUGCAGUUGAAGAUGAUGAAGAGGAAGAAAAAGAAGGCCCAAUUGCAGAGAGGAAAACAUUUCAGGAAGAGGAAGAUAUGGGGAUAGGGGAGGAAGAAGAUGAUGCAAAAGAUGAUGUGAAGGAUAAUGAACUAGACAGGAAACAUGAGGUGGAGGAAAUGGAGAAAGUUGAAAAGCCCACAGAUAUGGUGGUAACAAAAGAGGAAAGCAGAAGGCCUUCAUCCCAGGAGGAGGAACAGGAAGAAGAUGGACAUGUUGUUGAAAAGGCUGAGCUGGAAAAGGUAGAAGUUUUAGACAUGAUAGCAGAUGAAGAAGUCAAAAUCAAACCUGAAGCGGGAGAGAAAGACACAUUGGCCAAGAAUGGGGAAAGCAAAGCAGUUAAACAUACUCCUGGAGCUAAAGAGGAGGAUGAGGAAGAUGAAGAGGGCUACGUGUCAAAUGUGGGAGGCGCUAGAGUCGACACAGUGUCAACACUGCAAGGAACUGGUGCAGCCGAGCCCAUCUCCUUCAUUCAAGACGAAACCAUUCCCGGCAACUCCGAAACUGAACAGACCAUCUCUGAUGAGGAAGUUCACGAAGAGGCUGAUGACAGGAUACUAAACCUCCAAUACGAAGUGGGUACAUAUGACAUCUCUGUCCCAGAUCAGACAGGCUCCUUUGACACCAUCCAUGGGAUGAAGGAGAUGCAAGCAUCAGCUAUGGCUGAUGUAACAGCCAAAGGUUUCAUUUGUGGACAGGAGCAAGUAUCGGUAUUCACUAACAUCAUUGCUGCUCCCUUGGCUGAGGAGGAACAUGUUUCCUCAGCCACAUCCAUCACAGAGUAUGAUAAAUUGUCCUCCUUCCCCACCUCUAUUGCAGAGGACCAAUCAGUGGCCUCUGUCGCAACACCUCAGACUGAGGAAACAGGCAAAAGCUCUCUGCUUCUUGACACUGUUAAUAGCGUUCCCCUGGCAAUUCCAACGGAGGCCACACAUGGGAAAGAACAUUUACACUCUGCUGGGACCAUCUCACCAACAUCCUCCUUAGAGGAAGACAAGUACAUGAAGUCAGUUCCAUCCAAAGAGUGCCUGUCAGUUAUCUCUGAUUUGAAGACAGAGGCUAAGGUCAUCAAGACUCAUGAUGAAGAGGAGGAAGAAGAUCAGGACCAAACUCCUAACACUGAUAUUUCACUUGGGGAGAGCUAUGCCUCCCCUCAAAUGCUCCAGGAUAGAGAUAGGGAUGUGGAACAGCUCCCUGCUUCUGAGGCUCCUGUCUCCAAAAUUGUUCAGGAUUUGAAGCAGGAUCACCUACCAGUUGAGGAGGUACAACUCUUUAAGUCCAAAGAAGACAUCGUAACGGUGAUGCCUUCAAAACCCCUUUCACCCCCACCCUCUUUCUCAAAGCCUUUUAGGUCAGACUCAAUUACUUCGGAAGGUGAAGAGCGAUGCUGCAGUCCAGACGAUAGCACUGUGAAAAUGGCCUCUCCCACACAAUCCCCCCCCAGUGCAACCAGCUCUCCAACUCACUCUCCUCUUCAUCAGUCGCCUGUGGAGGAAAAGACCAAGGCCUUCCCAGGACUGGAGCAUCAAACACAGGAGGACCUUCAUGAUUCAGCCACCAAAACAGAAGAUAAGGAUGCAAAGAAAGAUCAAGCGGAAAAGGAAGAUAAAGUGGAUAAGAAUAAAAAAUUGGAUGCUGACAUCAAGAAAGUUGAGUCAGACACACUACCAUCUUUGGAGAAAUCAUUUCAAAAAGACUUGCCCAUUACAAAAGCAGAAGAAAAAUAUGGUCUCUCCCCUUCCAAAGAUGAGAUGCAAAAGGAACAGGAGACAACCCCUGUUACCUCUGAGUCAGUCACAGGCAAAGACGAAGCUUCCAUAUCAGGAAAGGAAUCUCUGACAGUAGACAUUUAUAGUGGAAAGGCUAUACUCAAAGACAGUGAUGAGAAAGAUGAUGACCAUCAACAGAAAGAAUCCAAAGUGUGCAGUAAGGCUAAAUUCCCAAAGGGGAAGGAGAGUAGUUUCUUAGAUUAUGACGAUGGUGAGGAUGAUGACGACGAUAAUGAUGAUAGUUCUGAUGUAAAACCCAUCAAACAGGACAUGAAGGAGAAAAAUACAGAAAAAAAUGACACACAUGAGACUAAAACUAUCAAGGAAGAGAAAGAGGAGAAAGAAAAACAAGACGUGUUUGAAGCUGAAACCAUCAAGGAAGAAAAGAAAGAAACAGAUAAAGUUGGUCCUAUUGAAGCUACUACUGAAGGUGAACCCAUCAAGGAAGAUAAAGAUGAGAAAAUGAAGGAAAAAUAUUACAUUCAUGAAGCUGAACCUAUCAAGGAAGAAAAGAAAGAAACAGAUAAAGUUGGUCCUACUGAAGCUACUACUGAAGGUGAACCCAUCAAGGAAGAUAAAGAUGAGAAAAUGAAGGAAAAAUAUUACAUUCAUGAAGCUGAACCCAUCAAGGAAGAAAAGAAAGAAACAGAUAAAGUUGGUACAACUGAAGCUACUACUGAAGCUGAGCCCAUCAAGGAAGAUAAAGAUGAGAAAGUGAAGAAAAAAUAUGACAUUCAUGAAGCUGACCCUAUCAAGGAAGAAAAGAAAGAAACAGAUAAAGUUGGUCCUACUGAAGCUACUACUGAAGCUGAACCCAUCAAGGAAGAGAAGAAAGGAACAGAAAAGGUUGGUACCACUGAAGCUGAACCCAUCAAGGAAGAUGAAAAACAUGACAUUCAUGAAGCUAAACCCAUCAAGGAAGAGAAGAAAGAAACAGAAAAGGUUGGUACAACUGAAGCUGAACCCAUCAAGGAAGAUAAAUAUGAGAAAGUGAAGGAAGAAGAUGACAUUCAUGAAGCUGAACCCAUCAAGGAAGAGAAGAAAGAAACAGAAAAGGUUGGUACAACUGAAGCUGAACCCAUCAAGGAAGAUAAAUAUGAGAAAGUGAAGGAAGAAGAUGACAUUCAUGAAGCUGAACCCAUCAAGGAAGAGAAGAAAGGAACAGAAAAGGUUGGUACCACUGAAGCUGAACCCAUCAAGGAAGAUAAAUAUGAGAAAGUGAAGGAAGAAGAUGACAUUCAUGAAGCUGAACCCAUCAAGGAAGAGAAGAAAGAAACAGAAAAGGUUGGUACCACUGAAGCUGAACCCAUCAAGGAAGAUAAAGAUGAGAAAGUGAAGGAAAAAGAUUACAUUCAUGAAGCUGAACCCAUCAAGGAAGAUAAAUAUGAGAAAGUGAAGGAAAAAGAUGACAUUCAUGAAGCUGAACCCAUCAAGGAAGAGAAGAAAGAAACAGAAAAGGUUGGUACCACUGAAGCUGAACCCAUCAAGGAAGAUGAAAAACAUGACAUUCAUGAAGCUAAACCCAUCAAGGAAGAGAAGAAAGAAACAGAAAAGGUUGGUACAACUGAAGCUGAACCCAUCAACGAAGAUAAAGAUGGGAAAAUGAAGGAAAAAGAUGACAUUCAUGAAGCUGAACACAUCAAGGAGGAGAAGAAAGAAACAGAAAAGGUUGGUACCACUGAAGCUGAACCCAUCAAAGAAGAUAAAGAUGAGAAAGUUAAGGAAAAAGAUUACAUUCAUGAAGCUGAACCCAUCAAGGAAGAGAAGAAAGAAUCAGAAAAGGUUGGUACCACUGAAGCUGAACCCAUCAAGGAAGAUGAAAAACAUGACAUUCAUGAAGCUAAACCCAUCAAGGAAGAGAAGAAAGAAACAGAAAAGGUUGGUACAACUGAAGCUGAACCCAUCAACGAAGAUAAAGAUGAAAAACAUGACAUUCAUGAAGCUAAACCCAUCAUGGAAGAGAAGAAAGAAACAGAAAAGGUUGGUACAACUGAAGCUGAACCCAUCAAGGAAGAUAAAGAUGGGAAAGUGAAGGAAAAAGAUGACAUUCAUGAAGUUGAACCCAUCAAGGAAGAGAAGAAAGAAACAGAAAAGGUUGGUACCACUGAAGCUGAACCCAUCAAGGAAGAUAAAGAUGAAAAACAUGACAUCCAUGAAGCUAAACCCAUCAAGGAAGAGAAGAAAGAAACAGAAAAGGUUGGUACAACUGAAGCUGAACCCAUCAAGGAAGAUAAAGAUGGGAAAGUGAAGGAAAAAGAUGACAUUCAUGAAGUUGAACCCAUCAAGGAAGAGAAGAAAGAAACAGAAAAGGUUGGUACCACUGAAGCUGAACCCAUCAAGGAAGAUAAAGAUGAAAAACAUGACAUCCAUGAAGCUAAACCCAUCAAGGAAGAGAAGAAAGAAACAGAAAAGGUUGGUACAACUGAAGCUGAACCCAUCAAGGAAGAUAAAGAUGGGAAAGUGAAGGAAAAAGAUGACAUUCAUGAAGUUGAACCCAUCAAGGAAGAGAAGAAAGAAACAGAAAAGGUUGGUACCACUGAAGCUGAACCCAUCAAGGAAGAUAAAGAUGAAAAACAUGACAUCCAUGAAGCUAAACUCAUCAAGGAAGAGAAGAAAGAAACAGAAAAGGUUGGUACAACUGAAGCUGAACCCAUCAAGGAAGAGAAGAAGGAAAAGGAGAAAGAGAAAGAUGAUACUUGUGGGGCUGAGCCCAUCAAGGAGGAGGAGAAUGAGAAGGAAAAAUAUGAUACUUUUGAGUCUGAACCUACAAAACAAGAAAAACAGAAAGAAAUAGAGAGUAUAGUCACUUCUAAAGACGAGCUAAGCCCUUGUAUCUCUACCUCUAAAGUGGAGCCAGCCUCAGACUCCACCACUACAGAAAAAAUAGAGCAAGAGAAAGAUAACUUUGUGGCUGAACCCAUGAAAGAUGAGAAGAAAGAGAAGGAUGAUACUUGUAAGACUGAUGCCAUCAAGGAGGAAUUGAUGGAGAGAGAACAUCCGCUUAAGUCUGAACCAAUGAAAGAAGAGGAAAGAGAAAAAGAGAGAGAUACUUUUGACAGUGAACCGACUAAAGGAGAGCACAGAGAGAAAGAAAAGGAUGAUACAUGUAUAGUGGAAUCCACCACGGGGGGCAAGAAAGAAAAAGAAAACAAUACAUUUUUUGAGAUUGAAGUCGAUCAGGAAGAGAGAAUAGAGAAAGAUGAUACUUAUGUGGCUGAAUUCAGUAAAGAACAGAAGAUGGAAAAGGAGCAAGAAAAAGAAGAUGGUGAUUUCGAAGACAUCAACGAUGAGAAAAGAGAGAAAGAUAGAGAUGAAAGUUAUGAAGCUGAACCCAUAAAAGGAGACGAAAGAGCAAAAGAAAGUGAAACAGCUGACACAGUCAAAGAUGAGAUGAGCGUGAAAGAGACAGGAAAAUAUGAUUCUCAUGAGAUUGAACCUACUAAAGAGGAGAAAUGGGAGAAAGAGAAAAAGGAGGUGCAAGAGAAAGAUCUAAAAGAGGCUUUACAACACAGCAUACAGACAACAAUGUUAGAAAAAGUAGGGGUGACUUCUGCGACAAAGCUUGAAUCUACAUUUCAGGUUCAGUACUCAGACGGAGAUGAGGAAGAUGAGGAGGAAGACGAAGAGGAAUCCAUUUGCAUGGGUGGUGCAGGCUCAAGACCUUUAUCAGUGGAACCUAGACAAUCAGAACACGAGAUCAUCUCUCAAGACCUGCUCUCAACUCAGUCAUCGGAGAAUGUGCUUAGUGACCAGAUGAAGGACAGCCACUCUGAACAGACCACUGGGCUUGUGUCUACAUUACCAAAAUGGGAGACCUCUCCUGAUAAAGACCUCAAAGAGCAGCAUAAAGAGCGACAACAUAGACUCUCCCCUGAACUAGAAAAGGACAUCAAGACAACUGAGAUCACAUCAGGACCCAGUCAAGAGUCCACCAUUGGUUUCCCUACCUUGAAAGAGGAGCCAGCCUCUGCUAUGCCUACCACCAAAGUAGAGCCAGCCUCUGACUCCACCACUACAGACAAACAGCCUAUAGGUUCAACAUUAUUAAGCACUGACAGCAAGGCCAGUGUGACGGAAUCCACCCAGCAUGAAACACUGCUGCUAUCUAUGACAACAAGCAAAGAAGCAUCAAAUACGGAUGAAAAGACAAAGCAUGUUUCUCCAAAAGAAGAUGAGAAACCAGGCAAGGAAGCUGAGAUGGAAAUUGAAAAAGAGCGGGAAGUUGCUUCCCCAGAGCAUACACAACCUUGCUCAUAUUUUGUCUUGGAUAAAGAUUCUGAGAAGGUUCCCGAGAAAGUGAGCCACGUCGAUGCUAAAAAAUCAGACAGUGCCUCUGAAAAAGUGAAAGGUUUUGACAAAAUAACAACAGAGAAGGAGACUGUCAGUGUGAGCUUGCAAGAGGAUCAGGGCUUUGACGUGUCUAAGUAUGAACCCUAUGAAAAGCCCAUUUCAAAAGAAAAGGAAUCAGACUAUAAAGAAGACCGUGAGGUUUCUAGAGAGUUUGAUUGGUCAACACAAAUUGGCAUUGAUGAUAAUAGGAACGUUAGCCAGGCAGAUGCUGGUGCAGCUGCAUUCUACUCAGAGGACGAGGAAAAAGAGGAACCGCUGUCAUUCAGCAGAGUUGAUUACACCCCUCCACCUUUCCCCAAGAGCGAGAGAAGUCUCCAUUGCAGCUCAAGUGCCUUCACUGAACACAAUGACAAAGAGAAAGGUCAAGAGGAAGUGAGUGAUAGGAAGGAGGGACAAUCUACACCACACGUGGAAAACAGCUUUAUGUAUACAGAGACUCAAGACAACAAAACCACCCCAGCAGCAGAGCCAUGCUCAUUUGCUUUCAGUCUCAAAGAAGAUAAACCUGAAAAGGUUGAGAAGGAUGAAAAGAAGGACAAGACUGGAGCAUCUCCCAGUGUAGAGGAGUAUUUACCAGUCCAGUCAGGCAGAAAGGAAACAGCCUCUCCCUCAUGGAGUCAAUCCAACAUCGAUGCCCAAGCCUCAGCUACAGUCAUGCCUUUUGAAGACAUCCCUGAGAAGCAGACCACAGAGAAAGAGAAAGAGAAGGAAAAAGAUGAGCCAGUGAAAGACUAUAUGGAUUCAUCUGAUAGUGAGAGAGGAGACUCUCCCUGUGGUCGCUACUCACCAACGGAAAAAGACAUGUUACCUCAUCAAGCUUUGCCUAAGGAAAAGGACAAUCAGGCCACUGCUGCCCCCUUGGCCGCAUAUUCAGGACAGCUCCUAGACGAUAAUGUUCUUGCAUCUGAGUGCAUUGAAAUUGGCAGCUCUAUCACCAGUAAAUCUACAAUGGGCUAUUCUGAGAGAGAAGGCACUCCGGACAGUGUAGAUAAGAGGCUACUGGUGGUGGGAGAGGAUUAUGAUGAUGAGGAAGAUGAUGCAGAAGAAGCCAAUGAUCUAGAUGUGGAGAAGGGCGCGAGAGAGCAGUCUGAAAAAGAAAUCUGUAAAUCUAUAUUGGAUGAUACCACUACUUCUAAACGUCCUGUGACAAAGGAAGAGGACAAGAAGACCCUCUCACCCGAACCUGAACCCAGCCUCCUCAAAAAAGAGGAACCUUCCCAUUCAAUGACCACAAGCAGCCCUCCACCAGCAGAUACUGCAGAUUCCCUUUUGAAGAAUGUAGUUGGGGCCUUGCCACUCCAGUCUGGCAGUUCCACUGCAAUAGAACAAACAGCAUCUGGAGGAUAUCCUUCUGAAUCCUCAGAGUAUUCCGAGGACAGCCAACUGGGGUUAAAGGAGGAGAGGUUUGACAGUCCUGACCCCUCUUUGCCCACCAAGUCCAGUGAAGAUAAACAUUACAGUCAGGGAGACAUUGAAGCUGACAGGCAGAGAACCCCAGAUACCACUAGUAGAAAACCUGAGGAAGAUCCUUCGUGUUACCUCUCAUCUGCCUCAGCUUUUCUAUCAACCAGCCACCAGUUGGGGGAGGAGUUAGAGACCCCUGUCAGAAUGUCUAGUGGCCCCUACAGGACAGAUUCUGAGGGUGCUUCCUUUGAGUAUUCUUCCUUCAAAGAUGAAGACUCCUCAGCCAUGCACUCAACCCUCUCAACCUCAGGGGUCAUGUUAAAGGAUGAGUACCUAGAGGCAUCUGAAAAGCUUACCUCAACAACCACAGCUACAUUCAGUCUGACAAAAGUCUUUCCAGUCUUAGCUACUCCAGCCAAAGACAUUACUGAACAAGACUCAUCAUCAAGCCCUGAGAUGGACAAGGGUCAAACCUCGGAUAACUUUCAUAAACUUGAGGGCAUUGUUGAAACCAAAACCAUAACGUCUGCUGGAGCUUCAGAACCACCAUGUUCCCAGCUGUCCAAACCCGCUGAAACCAUAUCCACUUCAAGGGCUUUCUUUGAGGUUUCCCCAUUGCAAAGAGCUGAUUCUUCUGACAGAGAAUCCCAGGGCUCAGUGGCCAGCAAAGAGUCCUACACUUGCAAAAUGGAGGACAGUACUCUUCCGUGCCGCAUUGAAUGCCAGAAAUUUGCAGUGACAGAGCAAGAAGAACGCAUGCUGUCCAUGGCUGAGACAUACAUGGUCACUAUCAACUCCAGUACAACCACAACAGUGUCCCAAUCUGAUGGGGCGACAAAACCACAGCAGUCAACUGAAGCCUCUUCCGACGGGGCUACUGAGGUUAGCACAAGUCCCCAAGAAGUCCUCAGUGGAGCUAGCAAAGCCUCUUGUGCCACCACAGCAGACCUGCCUAAAACAGAACAGGAAAAAGAGGAAAAAGAGACAAAGGAUGAGAAAGAUAAGAUGGUAAUGAAAGAGGAAGAAAUUAAGGAGAUCAAGGCAGAGACCCUAAAGGAGUACACAAAAAUGCCAGAGCAGAAGGAUAAGGAGGAGACAAAACAGAUGGAUGAGAAGAAAGAGGUGGCUGGAGAGAAGGAAAAGGUAGAGGAGGAGGAGAAAGUAGAGGAAAAUAAGUUGAAAGAGAAAGACGGGGAGGCAGAGGAGAAGAAAGACAAGACUGUUGAGAAGGAGAGUGAGAAAGAGAAUGAGAGGAAGGAGGGAGAGAAAGAGAAGAUAGAGGAUAAAAAAGCAGAGAAACAGGAAGAGAAGAUUGUCGAAAGAAGGAGGAGUAGCUUAUCUGACUGGGAACUCCUACAAGGGCCGGGCGCAUGCCCAAGUGCCCCUCCUCCAGGCUAUGAAGACGAGGAGGAAGAAGCGUAUGAAAUGGAAGAAGCAGAGGAAGAAUAUGUUAAAAAAGAAUGUGUAUCCACAGGCGAGCCCACCCCUCUGUCCACAGCAGAACAUGCCCACCAUACAAAGGCAUCUGCAAAAGCAGAUGGAGAAUCCAGUUGCCCCACUGACUUGCAUAUGGAGGCAACCUCCAUCUCCCCCCCUGGCUAUUCCUCAUGUGAAUUCAAACACCGCAAAGGGGAGAUCUCCCCAUCCUUCAUUAACCCCAGUCCACAUGCCCUCUCCAGCGAUGAUGGUGAAGAGGACAAAGAAAGCGACCACUCUCAGGAGGGGGAUGAAGAUGACCGUGAGCAACACUCGGUCAAGAGGAGGUCUCACAAGCAGAAGCGACAGCACAUUCAAAGUGGAGCUGCUGGAGCUGGAGUGGGAUCACACCCAGUUUCCAUGCCUCCUGGUGGCAUGGCAACUGGACUUGGGAUAGUGCUAGCUGGAGAGGAGACGCCCCCCACAUCAGCAAGUGACUCGUUGGCGUCCCAGUCGGACUCGGACGUACCUCCCGAGACCGAGGAGUGCCCGUCGAUAACCGCAGAGGGAAACCUGGACUCUGACGAAGAUGCAGAACACCUGCCGGUGGAUAAACUAUCAGCCUCCGCCACAGGAGGGGGCACCCAACCCCCUUCACCCAGAUCAGCUGCGAAGGCCCAUGACCCCCCCACCUGCCCCCAUGAAGGAUCCGCUCCCCCACCUGCCUCACCCUGAUGUGUGCAUGGUGGACCCAGAGGCCCUCCCUGACAACGAGAGCAGCACAGAGAAAAUGCUCAAGAAGGACCACAAGACCACCAAGAGCCUGCGGAAGGGCCUGGGCAAGCCUAAGUCUGCGUCCCCAGCCCGGAAGGGGAAACGAUCUACCACCCCUGUGAAGCAGGCCUCCAAGGAUUCCUCGCCUCGAUCGGCCUCUCUGAGGAGGAGGGACACGGAAAGGAGCUCCAGGCUGACGAGGAUGUCCGAGGGCCUGGGAUCCAAGGGGGACCUACACGCUCCAGGGAAAGG
Salmo salar (Atlantic salmon) is the source of this 12753-nucleotide messenger RNA. NCBI's taxonomy places the organism in Eukaryota, Metazoa, Chordata, Actinopteri, Salmoniformes, Salmonidae. The record is from RefSeq and is a predicted model, not a curated record.